AUGAGGCUUGGAGACAUACUCAGACUUAUUCCAAUGUCGGAAUUGGUUUUCAACAAAGAAGACUUCGAGUAUUACAACAAAAUAACAGCCAAAGAUCUAUUGCUGCAGAUGGUGCAGGCAGCAUAUCUGCUGUGCAGUGCCUACAUGAUAUGGCUGAGCAUUGGGCUGAUAUGCAACUCAGAGGCGCCCAUUGUGGUUGUGCUGAGUGAAAGCAUGUAUCCUGGCUUCCACAGGGGAGACAUUCUGCUACUUGCCAACUGGAGACAGGAGUACCACGCAGGAGACAUCUGUGUCUUUGAGCUGGUUAAAGACGAGAUCCCCAUAGUCCACAGAGUCAUUGACAGAAAGUAUAGCAAAAACCCAAUACCCGAAAUAAAAAAAAGACAGAGCAAAAGCCCUGCCAUCAACCACCUGCAGUACAUGACCAAAGGAGAUAACAACAGCGGUGACGACAUGUUUUUAUACAGGAAAAUAAACAUCGAGUACCUAGAUACGAACUUCCUAAGUAAUACCGUGUACGCAGCAUUCCCUCUGAUAGGAAUGAUAACUAUAUGGACAGGGAGCUUUUCAGGCAUAAAGUACUUCAUAAUUCUUUUGCUGUUCAUGGAUGUGAUGUUCACCCGAGAUAACACUCUGAAGAUAGAAAAGAUAGAAGACGAAAAUGAAGACUUAGACAAAAACAAGAAAAAAGAACAAUGA
Molecule: messenger RNA, 699 nt
Organism: Nematocida minor
Lineage: Eukaryota; Fungi; Microsporidia
Product: signal peptidase I
Exons: 1
Coding region: 1-699 (232 amino acids)
Cellular component (GO): membrane; signal peptidase complex
Molecular function (GO): serine-type endopeptidase activity
Source: RefSeq, a predicted model, not a curated record